AUCCGUGUGUACACACUGCACUUGCGCGAUGUCGGCAACACUCGUUCACUCUCUCAGCUCACAAACGCACUCGCAACCGCAACCGACGAUAACGCCGCGUGAAGUGGGCUGCUUUGGAAAUUUUACGAUUCAUUGUUGCUUGGACGUGGCAGCCAUGACGUGAUUUCUGACUUUGACUAAGAAAAUUUUUUGUUAAAAUUACAUUUGUAAAUUAUAGAAAAUUAACUUAAGGGGAAUACGUGCAUUAUUAAGCCAGCAACAAGAGCUCAAUUAAGUGUAAAAUAAAAAGUGUGUGAAAACUAUUACAAUUUAUACAAAAAAUAUUGUAGUGAAACCUAAAGCAAAUGCAUAGUUUUAAAUAAAAGCAACAAAUCAGAAAUUGAGAAAAGCACAACUAAACAACCAACCAGCAACAACUAUAAAAUCUACUCAUCAAAUAUUUAUCAAGCUGCAGCGCCAACAGGCAACAACUAAAACAACCAUCGCGCCGUAGCAUCAAUAUUAACAACAAUAAAAUCAUCGUCCAAUUGAAAAGCUAUCAAAGAAACAAGAACAACCCACACAUGCUAUCGAUUGCUCAUCAAAGCGAUAUAUACGCACAGUUUACAACACUGUUCGGCUGAACAGCGAGAGCACAGCUGAUUGUGCCUAGCUGGCUGUUGUGUUUUUGGUUGUGAGCGGGGCGGCAGUGAAAGGUUUUCUGCGCUCGCAGUAGCCGAGAAGUAACAGUUUAACAAGAACAAAAACAUCAACAACUACACUGUAUGUGACGUGGUGGAAGCAUAAGCAACGGCGACAGCACACACAACUACUGCGCGCAGGUGGCUGUUAAGAACAGCUGUUUCAACACAUCAACACGAUAAAAAGCCACUGAAAUCUACAAAGCACUGUUGACUAUUAAAUGUAAAUACAUACAUACAAACAUACCUAUAUUCUUUUCCAACAGUGGGUGAGAUAAAUACACACACGUAUAUAUUCAACCGUAACAACCAACAACAAGAACCAAAAACUAAAACAGCAAUUAAUUGCCAUCGGGCCCAAGGCUUGUUCUACGUCACAUUUGAGAGCAGGAGUGGUGCCAGCAGCAGGAGAGACGCAUUCAACAUUAUUCUGAAACAUCUCUAAUUAAAGUGCAUUCAACAACAAUUACAAACACAACAACUUCCAGUUAAAGUUACUUCCAUAAGCUUCUUCCCUUUAAAAAUAAUUUAUUGUUGUGCAACACUGGCGCGCCAGCCAAAAAAAAAUCAAAUUUUUGCCAUUCGCCACGCAACGUCACAACGACAAAGCAGCCAACUUAACUAACAAAAGUACGAGCGUAGUUAAAGAAAUUAGACAAAAUUAGCCUUAACAUUGUGAUCCACAUCCAUCAUCAAGAAGAAAAUUUGUGUGGGGGGCGGACACGUUAUGAGCAAUUCGAUUGCAUCGACAAAAUGCCUGCCCAAUGUCUCGUUCUCGUCCGGCAAUUAUGGUAUGUCACAAAGCCACCGUUAUACCGAUGAUACAAAGGAGUAUAUAUACCUCAAGCUUACCGACUCUGCCUUCCGUGCCAUCGAGGAAUAUCAAAGAAAUGAGAAUGCCAAACGAUUGGCGCCCGGCCAAUGUGCCAAAAUUCAAUGCAAUGGCAACACUGGCUUCAUCCACUUUCCGCUGCCCAGCAGCGAUAGCAAUUCUGUUAAUAACGGCAGCGGGAGCGGGAUGGAAGCAGGACGCAAAUUUGGCUUUACCAUUGACGAUCUGGAGGGCACAUUGGAGUGCAUACAGCAGCAGCGGCAGGAGCUCGAUGUCCUUGGUGCAUUGGCGCGACGCAUGCGCAUUCAUGCCAACGAUGAUGUCUACGAUACAACGCGCUCCAAAAUGGCUCGAGUUGAGGAGACGGAGAAGAGCAAAUGUAUUCGGGAGAUCAAGCCAAAUCAAUCGGAUAUUGGGCGUAAGGUGAAGAAGCCGGCCUCGGCAUCGUCACAUCACAGUGGGAACAACAACAACAACAGCAACAGCAGUAGCAGCAAUAGUUUUAACAGUAACAAUAGUCGUAAGUUAGUUUCAUCGCCAUUUAAUGGUCUGACGUCAUCAUCAGUUGCAACAGCAGCGACAGCCGUAGCAGCAGCAUCAGCAGCCACAUCAAUCGCCUCACGCUCGCCCAAUCCCAAUAUUUUGGGUGCCAGCGGCACAGUCAAUGGCAGUCGCAGCACAGCCCUGGCCAACACAUUCGCCAAUGGUAUCUCCCAGGGUUAUGCGCUCAGCGGUAGCUCGCCCAGAGACAACAAUAGCACAACAACAGCAACAGUUGCGGGGACAGCAGCAGCUGGGUCUUUUAGCAGCAACAGUAGCAAUGGACGCAAUAAAAUGCUCAACGGCAGCGGCAGCAACUCGCGUAGUGGCAACGCCAAAUCGGGUGGUGCGAGCGGCAAUGGUGGCAGUGGCGGCAGCGGCAACAAAAUGUCCGAUGUAUCGCGACGUAGUAUACGUGAGCGAUUAAUACAUUUGCUGGCAUUGAAACCGUUUAAGAAGCCGGAGCUUUAUGCGCGACUUAAGCACGAGGGUAUUAAGGAUCGGGAGCGCAAUUUAAUUGGCAAUAUACUCACGGAUAUAAGCACCAUGUCUCACAAUACCUACAACUUGCGGCGACAGAUGUGGAACGAUGUCGAUGAGAACUGGUCGUUCUUUAGCGAACAGGAACUGCAGCAAUUGAAGCGUCGCAAGCCACAGAAUCUGACGCCCCCAAUGAGCUCCGAUGCAGGCAGUUCGACCUCCGGCCAAAGUCCAACGUCCACCCAUACAGGCAGCCCGCCGCCCUUGCUGAGUAUGCCCACAAAUGUGGGACAGCAAUUGGCUAACCACAGCGGUGGACCAAGUGGCAUCAUCGGUGGCAAUAGCUUAAAGCGGAGCAGCAUUGAGUAUGAUGAAAUGUUUAGUACAGUGCAUCCGAAAAAGCAGCGCAUCAGUCACUACACCAGGGAGACAGGACCACAAUUUACAUCGUCCUCAUCCUCCGCUGGCUGCCCCUCUGGCAACUCUGGUUCAUCGUAUCGCAAUCGCACUGCUGCGUAUACGCCACCGCAGAGACAGCAGCCACAGCUGGAUGAUCACAGCAGCAGCGACUUAACAUACAGUGUGCUGGACGAGUUUAGAGGCAUGACAGCAGCAGCUGUUGUUGAACAGCAACAGCAACAGCAACAACAGCAGCAACAGCAACGAAGCAGUAGUAGCAACAGCAACAGUCGACGCGGUAGCGGCAGUUCAACUAAGCAAAGCAACAGUGGCAGCAGCAGCACUGACAAGCGCAACUCAACGGGCAGCAACUCGAGCAGCUCGAGUGGCUAUGAGACGCAACAGGAGCGCAACAGUCGUCAGUCGUCGACAACGCAACAGGCUUCGCACAGUCGAAAAUCGUCAACGACGCCGCCCAAAUUGACUGCUAGUUUUGUGCGUCAAUCGGUGCCGACAACAGGAACACAGCAACACCAACAGCAACAGCAACAGCAGCAGCAACAGCAACGCAGCAGCUUCAAUAGCAGCAGCAACAACAAUGCGCACGAUGAGUACAAUUCAUAUAACAACAACACGCAUGCAGCGUCCAACAGCAAAAAGCGUACGAGUAACAGUAACAGCAACGGGCAACGUCAACGGAGCAGCAAUAGUAGUAGUAGUAGCAACAUUUAUGCGCAGCAGCAACAACAACAGUUGCCAGCGCCUGUGCAGCCGCAACAGCAGCAGCAACACCAUCAUCACCAGCAACAACAGCAGCAGCAGCAACAACAGCAGCAGCAGCAGCAACAUCAUCAGCAGCAGCAGCAGCAUCAGCCUUAUCAAAAUAAUCGCGAAUCGGGAGCAGGUGGUGGUAACAAUCAUGGAACCACUGCGAAACAUCCAUCGCCCACACAGCAACUAGCAGCGGCUGCGCAUGCGUACGCAGCGGCAACAGCAGACGCUGAUGCGAAUGCCGCGCCCCGUUACGACUUCAGCCAAUAUGCGCCCAUACGCACGCUGGAGGUGCGCAGACGCUACAAGACUGAAUUUGAGAGCGACUAUGAUGAAUACCGCAAACUGUUGACCAGCGUGGAGGAUGUGCGCAAUCGCUUCCAGGAUCUAUCCAAGCGCUUAGAAGGCGCACGACGACGUGGUGGUGGUGAUUACGAUCAAAUCAAGCGUCAGAUUGUCAGCGAAUACGAGCGCAUCAAUAGCGAUCGCAACAUCCACAAGGAUAAGCUCAGAUUUGACUACUUGCACGCGAAAUUGGCGCACAUCAAGCAGCUGGUAAUGGAUUAUGACAAGACUUUGAUGAGCGCAUCGGCAGCAACGUCAGCAAUGCCAGAGGCAGCAGCAGCAGCAACAACUGCAUCUGAAGUGCAAGCAGCGGCCGCAGCAGCUACUGCGCGAUUAGCGGAAAGCAGCAACAUGCAACAGCAACAGCAACAUCAACAAUUUCAUCAACAGCAGCAGCAGCAGCAGCAGCAGCAGCAUCGGCAACAGCAACAUCAUGCAGUGGAAACGAUACAGCAACAACAUUACAUCAACAACAACAACAACAACAAUGGCAACCACGAGAGCGAUUCAGAUGAUAGUUCUGGUAGCUCAGAUUCCAAUGAUGAUGAUGAUGAUGAUUGCGAUGAUUCCAACUCCAAUUCUGACGAUGACGAACGCUACUGAUUAAA
This is a messenger RNA of Drosophila hydei, 4655 nucleotides long. RefSeq names its product RNA polymerase II elongation factor Ell (gene Su(Tpl)). Gene Ontology annotation, cellular component: transcription elongation factor complex. The record is from RefSeq and is a predicted model, not a curated record. The transcript has 5 exons. Gene Ontology annotation, molecular function: cis-regulatory region sequence-specific DNA binding. NCBI's taxonomy places the organism in Eukaryota, Metazoa, Arthropoda, Insecta, Diptera, Drosophilidae. Gene Ontology annotation, biological process: snRNA transcription by RNA polymerase II; positive regulation of transcription elongation by RNA polymerase II; transcription elongation by RNA polymerase II. Bases 1408 to 4650 code for a protein of 1080 amino acids.